Epinephelus moara (kelp grouper) is the source of this 7404-nucleotide messenger RNA. It is a transcript of the gene myripb, whose product is annotated as myosin VIIA and Rab interacting protein b. The record is from RefSeq and is a predicted model, not a curated record. The transcript has 18 exons. Gene Ontology annotation, molecular function: myosin binding; small GTPase binding; actin binding. Gene Ontology annotation, biological process: intracellular protein transport. NCBI's taxonomy places the organism in Eukaryota, Metazoa, Chordata, Actinopteri, Perciformes, Serranidae. Gene Ontology annotation, cellular component: cortical actin cytoskeleton. The coding region runs from base 213 to 3356 and encodes 1047 amino acids.
CGCGGAAGUUUACACUCGCAGAGGCGCAUCUCUCCGCGUCUUUUUAUCAUUAUCUGGGAUAACGCGAAAGAGACUGUAACUGGCGGUCAUCCGGCACCCACUGAUCCUGUGGUUGUCUCAGCCUCGGCCUCCAGAGCAGCAGAGCCCGUGCCUCUCCUCGCCCCCCCCCUCUCGGACCAGCAGCUUAGUUUAGUGUGGCGAGGCCAGGAACGAUGGGCCGGAAGCUGGACCUGUCGGGCCUGACGGACGACGAGGCGGAGCAUGUCUUGAAAGUGGUCCAGCGGGACAUGAAGCUGCGAAAGAAGGAGGAGGAGAGGCUGAGUGAGAUGAAGCAGGAGCUGGCGGAGGAAGGCAGCAGAUGCUCCAUCCUCUCCAAGCAGCACCGCUUCAACGAGCACUGCUGCAUCCGCUGCUGCGCGCCCUUCACCUUCCUGCUCAACCCCAAGCGCCUGUGCCUGGACUGCCAGUACAACGUCUGCAAGACCUGCUGCACCUACAGCAAGAGGGACAAAGCCUGGCUCUGCUCUGCGUGCCAGAAGGGCAGGAUUUUAAGGACACAGUCACUCGAAUGGUAUUAUAACAACGUAAAGAGUCGCUUCAAGAGGUUCGGCAGCGCCAAGGUUUUGAAGACUCUGUACAGGAAGCACAUUAUAGAGAGAGGAGCGCUCUCAGAUCUCCCAGAAAGCAGCGUUCACGAGGGAAGCACCGGCAACGACAAUGAUGGCAGCAUCUGUGGCAGCGACUCCGCCUUCUACAAACAGAGUGAAGGACACAGUAUGGCAGAGACGCUCACAGUCGCCCUGCGUGUUGCUGAGGAGGCUAUAGAGGAAGCCAUCGCUAAGGCAGAGGAGUUCAGUGACAGCUUGGAGAAGCAGAAUGAGGCUCGGUAUCUGCAGGACCACAAAGAGGAGCUCAUAGAGGAACUUGCCACGACAAUAGUACAAAAAAUCAUUCAGAGGAGGAAGCGUUCAGAGAUGCAAACAGAGUAUGACUUUGUCUGGCCUCAACCUCAGUCCCUGAUCCAGCCCAGUGAACUCCCCUCUCCCACUCAGCCUCAAGCCUCUUCACAAGGACCACAGGACCCCCUCAAGACCUCCUACUCUCUCUGGCGGUCGCGGUCAGCAUUCUCCCUCACCAGUGACGACUCCCCGGAGAAGGGUCCAGAGGAGGAGGGUGCCGGGGCGGGCGGCGGCUUGCAGGACUACGCUUCUCUGAAGAGAGAGGGAAAGGCCACGUCUCUGCCCAGCUGGAAGAGUGUCGACCGCCUGGACAACUCCAGUGCAUCCUCAGUGCUCCAGAGCCCAGACGGUAACUGGAUUGCUCUUCACAGCUCACAGCUGUCUCGGCCCAGCCUGCUAACCAAGAGGAAGAGCCUGGUGUUCAGCGUGUUAGAAAAGGAGUCCGGCGUUGUCUCAGCAUACGACGAGAUGGGAUCUGACUCCGAGGACAACGACGAAGGCGGCUGGGGUGCUGCGUUGAGACAGUUCCGGCGCAAACUUUCUGAUGAGACGUACUACACAGACUCGCAGCAUGACCCAGAGUGGACGUACACGCAGCACCUUCCCAUUACCUCACCGUCCUCUGGCCAGUACACCAACACAGAGACUCUCAACUCAGACUCAGAGGCCUCAUCAGUGCUGUCCGCCUGUCCUCGCAAACCGCCUCACAAUCUGAUGAGGAAGAAAGGACCACCGGACACACACCUGCACCCUCAUCACCAGCCGCUCUAUCACCAACACGUUCACCAGAACUUCUCUCCGUAUCCACUCCACUCAGAGGCACUGGAUGUCAACUUUAACCCUAAGGUGAUGGGAGACAGCAGCGAGGCCGAGGAGCGGCAGAGUGACCCGGUCAGAAGAUCACGGCGACGCAGGAAAAGCAAGAGAGAGUCAUCAACUGAGCAGAGCAAACCUGGAGGCCAGAGCCAGACACAGUCCAUCUACCCAUUAGCACAGGAGAACAGUGGUUUUCUACUCAAUGCCCUUCUCAAGAGGGGUCUAAGUGAGGAACAGUCAGUACCUGACACUAUGUCAGUGGCCACAGCUGCACCAGACGCCUUCAAAUUAGAUGCCAUGACACCCGAGCCAGAGGACUUGGACACAGUGGCCCCGAAUUCAGCAGCCCCCAGCCCCCCACAGCCCCACUCUCUGCCUCCAGGGUCCCAGCAACCGCUGAGCAGCCCGGGGCCUGAAGACCCUCUGGAAGAGGAGCUACGUUCCAGACUCAGCCAGCUGGUCAGUCGUGCCAACAGCAAAGACAGCAGCUCAUCUGAGGAGGAGUGCACAAAGCGGCCCGCGGACAAACAGACAGAUAAAGAAAGUGACAGACAGAGAGAGACGACGAGGCCAAAAGACACUGAAAGAGAAAGGCAGAGGGGAAGUGACAGAUUAAGAGACAGGGCCAGCAGUAAGGAAAGAGAGAAAGCAAGUGAAAUAGUGGAACAAGUCAACGGACAAGAGGUGAAGAGGAGUGAGAGACUGAUAAAGAGUCAUUCAGUGAGAGAGGAAGGAAGAGCUCGGGAGAGGAGGUUAGAGAUAGGAGUGGAAUGUUUGGAGGCAGGCGACCACGAGGAAAAGAGAGGAGAUAAGAGAGAGCCCAACAGACAAAGUAAAAGACAACAUAAAAGAGAUGUGGAGAAGGAAGCAGGACAGAGAGGAGGAGCAAGGAGGAGUGGAUCCAGCGCAAGCUCACCUGCUGUUACACCUUCUUCCCAGGAGGGGGUGCUGUCGGACAACCAGGAGGGACAGAAUGACUUCGAGCAACAGCAGAGGCUUCAGUUGCUCUCCUCUCUCUUACAGCAGCAGAAGUAUUCAGCGGCCUCGCUCUGCAGCAUCACCACAGAGGUGCUGAAGGUUUUGAACGCUACAGAGGAGCUGAUUGGUGAGGCGGGAGGUGAGACCUACACCCCAACUGAGUCCAUGAGUGCUUCUCCCAUCUCCAGCAGCUCUGAGACGCGCAGGCUGGACCAGAGGCUGACCAAGAUGGAAGAGAAUGUUUACUUGGCUGCUGGUGCUGUGUAUGGGCUUGAGGGGGCGCUGGGGGACCUGGAGCGGUGUGCCCGCAGUAUUCAAAGUGGCACCACAGACACAGAGCUUGCCUUCCUGGAGGACCAAGUGGCCACUGCAGCUGCUCAGGUUCAGCAGUCUGAACUACAGAUUUCAAACAUCGAGGCCAGGAUAUCAGCUCUGAAAACAGCUGGGUUGAAUGUGACUGUCUGCAAUCAUUUCUCCAAGUUUAAGCCAAAGGCUAAGCCUCAAACCCUGGACACAUCACGUCAUCAAAGGAGGAAGCUUCCAGCCCCUCCACUGAAAGAAAAGUUGGAGCCAGAGCAGCAGGUGAGAGCGUAUCGGCCGUAGUGACAGUCAGCAGCACAAUGAGUCCCUCAGGGCCACUUCAGAGCCCCAGGGACAGGGGGCCCGUCUCAUCCAGUGCCUUUACCCAGUGUCUGCCUCCAGCUCCAGGCCAAGCAGGGGCCAACACCCACCCUGUGUGACCCACCAAGCACUCAGCCCUCAGCCAGGCACGGUACCCUGUCAGUCAAAUGCCUCACAGAGGGGAUGACCGGCUCGUUCUUCUUUUCCACUCUCUCCUCCAUCUCUUCCUCCUCACUACGCACAUAACAUCAAGCAAGGAUGACUCGACAGUCGGUGUCUCUGCCUUAAAAAUCUGCAAACACUCCUCAUGACCCAACUGAAAAAGAAUAUCUGUACAGACAAAAAAUAACUCUCAUUUCCUUUUUCUAUCUGUUUGCAAGAGUAUUGUGAUUUGCUGUACAAUGAAGACGUGGAAAAAUCAUGUGAAACUUUCUGUGAUUCAGUGUCCCAAAAAGAGGCUGAGCCGUGUUUUAUACCGCAUCUUCUUUCUCACCAGAUGAAAUGUGGAAGUGAGCUCAUACUGUAAGCCCCUUCAGAGCUUUUCUGGAUGAUUGUCCAUUUUCACACACACACACACACACACACACACGCAGCUUUCAGACGGUAAUCCUCAUUUGGGGAAUGAUUGUAACACCUGCGACAUUUUAACCAUUUUCAGAAUUCAUGCACUUACCAGAAAAUAACUGUUUAGGUACGCUAAGUGUCAGGGCCAAAACAUUUUGUCCACCCUUCCUGCCACUAAAAUUGCUAGAUGGCAAUAAUGGAACACAAAGCACACUUGAGAAAUCAGUCAUUCUUUGUAAACAGCCUAAAAAAAAAGUUAAAGGAGUAGUUCUGGGAAAUAUUUGCUUUUUUGAUAGGAGUUACAGGAGAAGAUCGAUGCCACUCCAAUAGAGGGGCAAGGUCCCUCUGCCUCCAGUAUCCCCAGUGGGAGCUUAUUUAAAAAAAAAAAAAAGCAUGGAAGUCGAUAGCAAUGGAAAAAUAUUGUAAAAUUUGAAUUGUACCAUGAAUUGCACAUACGUUUGUCGAUUUUGCAGGUCAAGAAAGUCAUUAUUUGUUGUAGUACCAUUUAGUUUUGUAUGAAACCGCUUAGUUACGUCACAAUACGUCACAAACACCAGUUAGCUAGCCUGGUAACUUGCCUAUGUUCCACACUCAAAUGUAACGUUAACUUACCUGAUGUGGUUAAUUCAGCAAUUCCUGGUCUUCCUGGUUGAAACAAUGAGCAAGACCCAAUUAGUGUAGUCUUUCUAAUUAAGUUUUUUUUACAGUCUUAAGCCCCGUUUCCACCAAACACUUUUAGUAUGGUACCUUUGGAACCAAAAGUAACCAUUCUGACAUGGUACCUAGGGCCGCUUAGUGUUUUCACUACAAACAGUACUCUUAAAUGUGGGUGGGGUUGUUGUCACUCACUGCUCCAUCCAGCACUCACUGUCACAAAGGGAAGUCCACACUUUGUUAGUGCAUUUAGUCCUUCUCAAGCAAGCGUAGGGGUUUAGUAGAACCCAAAGGAAUAAUGCUCCACAAUGUUUUUUUUCUCCAAGUAAGUAUUAGAAUAUACACAGUUCACAUAAUCUGUUUGAAAAUAAUUUAUAGAUUUAAACGCUUGAAGAUCCACUUAUUACUAAAAGUGUAUGUCAUCCAUGAGAGACAAGAAAAACAAUGGGAAUGGUCAAAGUUGUCAUAUUGAAAUUUAAGGUGUGCUGUUGGAUUUUGUUGUCAACUGAUACAUUGACUAACAUUACAAGUAAAUGUUCCACCUUUAAAGUUGGCGGCAGUGAAUUAAAUUAUUUUUUCUCAGUCUACGGCUGCUGCAAGAGGCAGCAAAACAUCCUUUCAUUUUAUAGUUUACUCAUUGAGUUGCCUGAUGCGUUUUAUCCAGGAACCCCAGGUCUUUUUAUCAGCCGGGAAGCAAAAAAACAAGCUAGACCCAACUUGUGUAGUCUUUCUUUUUUUGUUUUCUGUCUUUUCAGCUAACAGUUUUACAAUAAAGUUCAAAAUGAUCUUUUAAUUGACAAACGGUACAAUUCAAAUGGGAUCAAAAAAGUAUUUGUCACUCGCCAUUAACUAUAGUGCAUAUUUUUUUUUCCACUGGAAGGGAAAGGACUUCAACUAAGUGUGUAGCCUGUUAGCUUAGCUCAGCAUAAGAACUAAAACCGGGGAACAGCUAGCGUGACUGUUAAAAAAGGUAAACAUAUUAGCCUAGCAGCACCUCUUAAGAUCACUCAUUAGCAUAACACAUUUUUUAUGUUUAAACUGUACCAAAAGGCAGAUAUUUUUACAUUCAGACUUUUUCUCCUGAAUUUUCCGCCUUAUUUUGGUCUUUAAGCUAAGCUAAGCUAACGACGGUAGCUUCAUAUGUAGCGUAUAGACACAAGAGUGGUAUCACUUUUCUCAUUUAACUCUCAGCAAGAAAGUGGAAAAACAUAUUUCCCAUAAUGUCCAUCUAUUCCUUAAGUAAACUGUAUAGAUUUACUGGGAAAGUGCUCUCCCAUUUAUUCAGAAAAGGAAAAUAAGUACUCAGUACACAUACACACUCACAUACACACACACACACUACAGCCUUAACGUGGAAGCUGUGUGGACAUUCAAAUGAGUGAAAAUAAGAUUUUGAAUAACGUCUGAAUGUCAGACAGACUCAGCUCAGCAGAGGUCUCCAUAGGUACGAGAUUCAGGUUUGGUGUUGCAGCCCUCGUGCAGUAUUCUUCAACCCAAAGUCAUUUUCUUCCUCUGUCAUUUCUUCGUUUACGUUCAAACGUCGUGGCCUUUUAUUUGAACAAAAAAAAAGUAUUUUCAUGUUUCCACUUCGCUGGGUCAUGUCCGAACUUUUCUGUUGCAUUCAGAAAAUCUUGUAAAGAUUUUUACAUAAAGAAGUCUGAUGGGCUAUAUUACAAAUGCCAUGAAACCAUGAUUUUGUUACGAGUAAUUUAUUUUUGUACUUACUGAACGUUUUUAUGCAAUACCACUGAAACAAGUACUAUUGCAAAUUAAAGGCUUUAUUCUCUCCUCAAAGGAGCCCUCCUCAGUCAGUCCUAUCAGACUCUCUCAUGUGUGAUGAUUCAAAGUGCUUUCAGUGUACGCCUGCAUUUACCAUUUGAUAUUCUGCCGGUAAUGACGGUGGUAAAUGUCACUAAAACACGGGUGGCUGGAGCGGCUAGUACGAUUCAUACUGUAUUUGUACUCCUUAAAAACUAGAUCUGAGAAUACUGCCUUUCAUUUUUGGGUUAUUUUUCUUUACUUACACCACUCAGAAUCUCAGUUAGCCAUGCAUACGGUUGUCAGAGUUUAUGCUGUGGCUACAGCUCAAGAGCAGAGCUGUUUUUUUCCUGAUGGACUGCUUGAACUAAAAGGUGUGAUGAUCUUCUGAAUGAAUGCUCUGCCCCUUCUAUUAGUAACCUUUUCAUCCCAGCCUUUCACAUCUCGGGUUUUGCACAUUGAUCCUGUACUUUUGUCAAUCUUGUUCUCCAGAGGUGUUGAUGUAUUAAAGCAUGUUUCUGGUUUUAUCAAAAUUGAUGUAAAAUUUCCCAUGAGAAGCACAGCCACAAGGGUCCAAUCAUCAGUGUCCUGUAUUUUUCUAAUGUAAAAAAAAUAAUAUUAUCUCAUCAAAGAAUUUAUUAAUAUAUGUAUAUGUGUGAAAAGAUGGAUAUGAUAUAGAAUAAUAUGUGUAUUGCCCAAUCAUAGUUGACCAAUCUUUCAGUGUUGUGUGCAAGAGACUGUGUAUAAUUGUCAUGACUUGUAGGGCUGGAUUCGCACAGGAAGUUAAUUACUACUGUAACUGUGUCCCAGAUACUCCGAUGAGAUGAGAUUCACACAGAGCUAAAGACAGAUCUCACUUUUGUUCCUGUUUAAAUCCGGUGUGAAUGACUACGAUGAGGUUCACUGUGCACAGCUCCACAGACGGGCCAUUCACUUUUAUGUGCAAUCGUUUGUUGCGAUCCAUGUGACAUGUUGGGGAAAAUAUUAACAAGCAAAAAAUACAGAUUCUCUAUGUGCCACAGUACUCUGAGACAAAAAUGUAUUAUGAAAUGAA